AUGUUUUUUUCUAAUAAGUUAGAAAUGUUUUGUGAUCUUUUAAAAACAAUCAAGAUUGCCCAGAGCCAACACAAGUCCAAGGACAUCUGCAUAGGAAAUAUGCUUUGGUUUUACAUUAACAAUCAAUACUUUAAAAGCGCGUCGGCAACAGCGCAACUUCCAAAUAUUGACAUGAAGCUUGAUAUCGAAUUAGAAUAUGAUCAUUUUGACAGCGAAUCUUAUGUUAAUAAUCUUAUUACUAUAGCGAGCCCCACUUCUGCUUGCUAUUUGGCAUAUUUUCCACUGUAGCCCUUACCGGGCUGUCCCAAAAUUAUUAAACGUCAAAAUAUUUAUCGAAAAGUGCCCCACAUUUAUUUUAAUUAAUUAAAUUAGCAUUUGAAAAUAUCAUGAACCCAGGUGCUUGGUAGCAUGGAAGGGCUGUUAAAAGUCAGUUCAUAACGAUGCCUGAAUUAUAAGUAUGAAGCUGAGUUAGAGCAAUGUGAAAACGAUGUAUCUCAAAUCUUUCCGGAACAAAAAAAAGGGCUUGAUAAUAACUACCCUAAACUACUCAGUGAGUACGAAAUAGUUUUGUCAGAAAUUACAAAUAUCGAGCACCGAAAGACUCUAAAUGCUUAUUUAGACUACAUAGAAAAAAGAUCUAAAUCUGACAACAUUGUCGAAAAGCCUUCAACGCCGCCAGUGCACGACGAUGAAUUUUCCUGUGAAAUUUGUGGGGACGGAGAUUAUGAAGAUGACGAUUUGAUCGUAAUUUGUUCUGGCUGCAACACAGGAGUUCAUAUGAAAUGCUAUGGAAUUCUUGUAGUUCCAGACACUGACUGAUACUGCAUUGCUUGCCAAAAACAGUCAGAAAAGAGAAAUGAAAUCCGAUGUGCGUUGUGUCCAAAUAAAGGAGGGGCAAUAAAGCCAACUGUUCUUUUUACCUCUCUUCAUUCUGAUUAUCCUAAUUAUCCAUGGACAGGAGAACCUGAACAAAUUUGGGCUCAUGUAUUCUGUGUUAUGCAUUUAGAUUUUUCUUGCUUCCAAGAUCAAGAAUUGAUGUCAGAAAUUGAUAUUUCGAAAAUCAACAAGGACCGAUUUCAGCUCAAAUGCCAAAAAUGCAACACAAAAAACGGAGCCUGUGUACAGUGUCAUCAUGGGAGGUGUACAGUGGGAUUCCAUCCAUUAUGUGCUAAAAAUAAUUUUCUUACUGUAGAAUAUGCCAAAAAUUUUAUUUUUAUUAAGUUUAUGCUUACUCCCCGCUCCAUGAGUGAACAGAAAAAUUUUGUUCGCUCACGGAGGUUUGUUUUUAAAAAAUUUAGAUAUAAACUUUAUAGUAUAUCAACAAAAAAAAAAAUUUUAAAAUUAAUUUAAUUUAUAAAAUUUUAUAUUUUGAAAUGCAAGCUGUUUGAAAUUAAACAGAAUUAACUAGAGAUUUCACUAUACUACUUAUCACUUGCAUAUCAAAUAAAUUUUUUCAUAAAAAUUUUUUGUUCGCUCAUAAAGGGUAAGUUUUUGGGCAAAGAAUAGUAUUUUUCCACUGGUUUUGUUCGCUCAUGGAAGGGGAGUUAGAAUAUUCAAAAUUUAAAAUUUCUAUUAAAUAAGGCAAGAGUUAGCACCAGGGAUAAAACAGGAUUUGAUGAUAUGAAUUGUUAUUGCUCAAAACAUCGGCCACUUAGGCUGAGAAAGCAAAUUGAAAGCCUUGAGAAAAAGGCUGUCGAAGAUAUAUUGUAUUUAGGAAGGGCUCUUCAGAAAUUUGAAGCUAGAAAAGUCAAAAAGAAUCAGCUAGCCUGUCAAACUCCACCCCAAGUUAAACGAAAGAGAAGUGGAGAAUUUUCUUACGAAGAAAAGCUAGAGCUGCUAAAAAUCGUUGAAGCAAGGCUUGCAAAAGAAGAAAAGCCUGGCUUUAAAUUUGCCUUCACCAAAGCAAGCUCUCAGAAAAAGUUGCGAGGAGGCGUGCAAGUGUCCAAACCUUUGCUUACUUACUUACUUACUUACUUACUUACUUACUUACUUACUUAGGUAUUUAAGGUGUUUUGAUUUCUUCAGCAGGAUGAUUUAGGCAUGCUUAAGCCCAUCCUUUUAACUCCCACCGGUGACGUCACCAAGCAAUCUUGGACCGGCUAGCCCGACCAAGCCAUUCUAUAAAGUGCCAUCCCCAACGGGCCAGAAAUCCCGCACCGGCAGCGUUGCCUCGCCCGAACUUGACUCCUGUGUGUGUUCCGCCUAAGGGUCACCCUCCUCGGGUGUGUCAAGCAGCAAACCAGGUGUUCUUCUUAGUAUCUUGGGCCAAAGAAAUAUAGAGGCUGCCUUUGAGUAGCGCUCUAAGCGCCCGAGACUUCCCGACGAAGUCUGGGCGGUGGUUUGACCAGCUGAUGUUGGUCAAACCAACAUCCAAAAUGACAAAUUCUUCUCCUACAGAAGGUUUGUCAAAUUGGAUGCUGGUUUGACCAACAUCAGCUGGUCAAACCACCGCCCAGACUUCGUCGGGAAGUCUCGGGCGCUUAGAGCGCUACUCAAAGGCAGCCUCUAUACCCUAUGCGGUAUUCCAUAUUGGUAUUGCUGAUAAAAGGCCACGUGGAAAACUGAACCCCAUAAUAAUAAAAGCGAAGGAUUCCGCACUGAGCCAUUUUAUUAUUAUGUCCAAAAAACUUUUGCAAUACACAGUUUUGCAUCCUCAAAUGAUUUUGCUAGAAAAAAUUGCUUUACAAGGGAGAAAAUACCAAGAUUGCUAUAAAUUUUACAAUGAAUCAAUAUUCCCAGUAAUUAAAAAGGAAAUUCAAAUUUUAGGAAAGCCUUUAGUAGUUUAUGAGCCAACAUUAAGAGAAAAAGCUAAGCUGAAAAAGUAUAUUAAGCCUAUAGGAGGAGCCAAAAGAGGAAGGAAGCCGAAGCAGCCUGUUCUUGAAGAUCUCGUAAGUCAAGAGCUUCAUUGCUUGUGCAGAAAGCCAUUUGUUGAAGCCACGCCAAAGAGAAAUGAUGAGACAGAUGAGGAUUAUGAACAAAGGAUUAGGGAUAGUGAAAUGAUUGCUUGCGAUGAAUGUGGAAAAUGAUUCCACAGCGAAUGUAUAGGAUUAAAGAGGUACGAAGUUCCGGAAACAUUCUUUUGUGUAGAAUGUUCCCCGAAGCGAGCGAAAAUUGAAUGUAGUUAG
Molecule: messenger RNA, 3125 nt
Organism: Blepharisma stoltei
Lineage: Eukaryota; Ciliophora; Heterotrichea; Heterotrichida; Blepharismidae
Source: the annotation of a GenBank genome assembly